Messenger RNA from Loa loa (African eye worm), 333 nucleotides. RefSeq lists its product as hypothetical. Bases 1 to 333 code for a protein of 110 amino acids. The record is from RefSeq and is a predicted model, not a curated record. Lineage: Eukaryota; Metazoa; Nematoda; Chromadorea; Rhabditida; Onchocercidae. The transcript has 2 exons.
AUGUCAAAACUGAUGCUUAUCUCUGCCUUGCUAUCAGAGUGCUGUCCAUUGCAGAACAAUCAUUUCACCCUUAUUAGCCUCGAUGACAGCAUAAAUUUCGUUGAUGGCACCGAUGCAGCAGGUUCAAAAUUACAAGUUUACUUUUAUGCCGUAUUUUUUCGUUUUGCGGAAUAUUUAAUGCAUUUUGCGAUACACAUGGAUCUCUGCGAUUUUGAAUACAUUAGUUUCCACAUUAAUUCUGACGAAUUUUGUACUCAAAUCAGUCUUUCGUUAUACGGCAGGCAUCGAUUUACCGCUAGGGUGGAGAAGUUGAGUAAUCUUCAAAACUUCUGA